CCGAGCCGAGCUGAGCCGUGCCGAGCCGAGCCGUGCUGUGCUGUGCAGAGCCGUGCCAAGUCAAGCCAAGCUAUGCCGAGUCGAGCUAUAUAGUGGUUAGCCUAGCCGUGUCGAACCGUGCUGAACCGAGCCGGGAGGAGCCCCGACGUUGCGCAAGGCCCGGGGCAGGGCACCGGACCGUACAUAAGGUCGCCAGGGUGUGGGCGUUGCGAGGGCAGUGCCAUGGAGCCGGGUUUGCUGCUGCUGCUGCUGCUGCUAACGGCCCCAUGGGGCCGGGGCUGGGCGACUUCGAGGAACGUAUCGGAGGAGGCGGCGGCGGCACAGGUAGACGGCCCCUCCGUGCGACUCGGUGAGUGCCGGUGUGUCCCGGUUAGGGCAUGGACACAGAGCCAUGGGAUUCGAGGCCGGACAUCACUCUGUGAGGGGAAUAGGAAGAAAAGCCAGCACAGCCCCCAGGGACAGGAUGCAGAUUUGAUGCGCGCAGAGCUGGGGGCGGUGGCAGGAAAGCGUUCCUUCUGUCUCAGGUUGAAUGCAUCCCAACAGCAGUGGUGCUCCUGUGGGCAUUGCGAUGCUCCACGUGCCUGCACUGCUGGGCUGUGCUGGAGGAAGGGGCACCGGGGAUGGUGCAGUGGGUGUGAGGGUGGCAUGGGACCUGCAGCAAGGCUGAGCAGCUCUGGGAUCUGCUGCCCAUGCUGAGCUGCAGGGACCAUGCUGGGAGCUCUAUCACUCCUCCACUGUUCUCCCUCCCAGGGAAGCCUGGUAAGUACUGUGAGACCAACAUGAGCACCACGAACCUCUGUAACAACGUCUGCUCCUCAAAGUGUGCAGGGAGCACGGGAUGCGGACAAGAGUGCCAGCAAGGUGAGGGGUCCCAUCCUCCCAGCAGCCCCACAGGCCCCACAAAGCCUGUGCUCUGCUGUCUGGAGGGUGAUCUGGAUCCUGUGUCCCAUCCUGGCACAAGGAUGGGAUGCUCUGGUCUGGACAGGUCUGAUCACUGCCUGCUGCCUGAGUGCAUCAUGCGCAAGAGCUGUUGCAGGGCCCCUGCACCCCAUCUCUCCUACCCUUCAGUCCCUCUGGUGCAGGGUCUUGUUGUGCCCCCUGCUCUCCACCUGAUAGAUAGGACAGGGAUGGGCACAGGAAGGGGCUGUUGGGGCCCUGACCCCCUGUCACCCCCAGCGAAGGAAGAUUUCCGCCCAUGGAUUGACACCGACCCAACAACCAACUGUAUGAACAAAUGCACAGUUGAGAGCAACUGCAGGGGCAGCGGGAAGUGCUGCCGCAUCGGGUGCCUGUUCCGCUGCCUGCAGCUGGUACCAGCCAGACUGGACACCCACCCCAAGAAGAAGGUUCCGCACAUCAUCGGCUGCUGCAACAGCACCUGCAGCAGUGACACCAACGGCCCCAGUCACCUGCCGUAUUGCUCACCCCUGCGCAGGAGCUCCAACUUCGGUGUCUCUCUGUUCCUGCUGGGGUUGGGCUGCCGCUGGUUCUCUGACCCCAGGGAGCUGUGCUACCUGGCCCCGGAGCACGGCCUGUGCAAGAGGCACAUCUAUUGCUACGCCUACAUCCCUGCCUCGAGGUCGUGCCGGCUGCUUGUGUUCAGCGGCUGCAGGGGGAAUGCCAACAGCUUGGAGAAGUGCCAGCAGGUCUGCGAGUACGGGCUGGAUAAGCGCUGACCUCAGGACCACAGCCCGCCCAGAUCUGCAGAGCCGAUCGUUCUGCCCCACACAAUAAAGCCGCCAGGAUGCCUGGCUUGGAGCAGCACCACUGCCUCUGUCUUGCCUUCCCAACACACCUGCGGGGACGCUGGGGCAGGGAUGGGGCCGGGGCCACAGGGCGGCAGUGGGAGAGCUGGGCAACGCUCGUGGAUGCUGGGCUAAUGACAGCAGCACUGUGGCCACCUCCGCAGCGGGGCUCUGAUAGCCCCAUCCGUAACGGCCCAGCCGGGUGGCACGGAGCCGGGGGGAUGGGGCAGGUCUGGCCGUGGCACAGCCCGGCUGGCGGCAUAGGAAGGCGGCCUCCCAAAAUGGGGUUUUUAUUACAGCCAUACAUCACGGCAGCGGCCCGAUGUGGGCAGACGGAGGUGAUUUUUCUUCAUGGUUUACAGACAAAUGAGGGGAAGGAGAAUUGAUGUGAACUUUGCUAUAGCAUGAGGUUGGCCAUGCGGGCAAGGCGAUGGCUGUGCUUGUGUUGGGCACUGUGUAGAGGGGCUCUGCCCCAGCCCACUCGCACAGCCUGGUGUGCCCCUGCCCCAGCAGCAGCCCCAGCCCCACAGGUACUCACAGCCACCAGCCCCUCUGCAGUCCCAGUAACUGCAUCUCCUGCACAGGUGGAUGGGAGCUUCACGUCUGACCUGAGCAGCGGGGUGAUGCUCAGUGGCUCUGAGCAGAGUUAUUAAUUGCAACUGAUGUUCAUUAGCACUGCAAAUGUGGUGUGGAUGUGCAGCUCCAGGCUGGCUGUUGUUUGGUGAGAUCUUGAUUGCCCUCGCCACAAUUAGAGUUGCCUCGAAACACCACAGUCCUGCCUGGUGUAAGAUAACAGUUAAUACCCUCAAAUAGUGACUAUCAGCUUCUCCAUAAGGUCCAUAAAUAUU
Messenger RNA from Phasianus colchicus (ring-necked pheasant), 2593 nucleotides. Lineage: Eukaryota; Metazoa; Chordata; Aves; Galliformes; Phasianidae. The record is from RefSeq and is a predicted model, not a curated record.